UCUCAGGUCCUUAACCUCAUCCAUGAGACAGCAGACUCGAAAAUGAUAUAGUGACUCUGUCAAGAGUGAAGCCCACAAUCCCGAAAUCCCAAGGAGAAUUCACGUGUGAUUGUGCAGCUUUGUUGUUGAUUUAUUUAUUUAAAUCGGUUUUUAACCAAGCAAAAGGAGGAGGCAUGAGUGAUGAUGUCAUCAGGACAAAUCCAGGAACUUCCCCUACAAACAAGGAUUACUGGGACAGCACCACUUUUCAGGAGUACUUUCAACAUGCUCUAAUUUGGACAUCGCUGUGCUAGAGAGGGUGUCACUAUGAAGGGCCCCAGCUCCAGAUGGGCCUUCUCCCUGGGUUUCUUGGUGGGGGCCUGCAGCAUCUACUUCUUCCUGCGCCAGGUGUGGUUUGAGAGGAGCUACCCCGUGCUGUCAGAGGCUCAGGAAAAAGCCACAACAGUGGGGGAGAGACCAACUAGCUGGAGGAAAGAGGGUGCCGCUCUCAUCAACCUGCUCCACCCUUACCAUGCAGAUGAAGACAACCGCGUGGCAGACGCAUUGUACCAGAAAGUGCGUGUUCUCUGUUGGGUGAUGACAGGGCCAUAUAACCUGCAGAGCAGGGCCCGGCAUGUCAGGGCCACCUGGAGUCGCCACUGCAACGUGGUGGUGUUCAUGAGCUCUGUGGAGGACCCAGACUUCCCCACUGUGGGACUGGGCACUAAGGAGGGCCGUGACCAGCUGUACUGGAAGACCAUCCGAGCCUUCCAUUAUGUAUAUGAACACCACGCAAAUGAAGCAGACUGGUUCUUAAAAGCAGAUGAUGACACCUAUGUGGUGGUGGACAACCUGCGUUGGAUUCUGUCCAACCACACCCCUGAGGAGCCCAUCUAUUUUGGUAAACGCUUCAAGCCAUACACCAAGCAAGGCUACAUGAGUGGAGGGGCAGGCUAUGUACUUAGUAAAGAGGCCCUCAAGAGAUUUGUGGAAGGUUUUCGGACCAAAGUUUGCACACACACCACCCCUGUAGAAGAUCUAGCGCUGGGGCAGUGUUUGGAGAAGAUGGGCGUUCUGGCUGGGGACUCCAGAGACACAUUGCAUCGAGAAACUUUCCAUCCGUUUGUGCCAGAGCACCAUCUAACUGGCAAGUUCUCCAAGAGCUUCUGGUACUGGAGCUAUUGUUACUACCCAAUUGUUGAGGGUCCACAAUGCUGCUCUGACCUGGCAGUAUCAUUCCAUUAUGUUGAAGCAGAACUAAUGUACAUCCUGGAAUUUUUCACCUACCACCUGAGAGCGCAUGGCUACAGGCCACGCUACCGGCCGACCCUGCGCCCGGGUCUAAACCUUGGCACUCUCUUGCAGACCACCGUGCCAGUGGGAUUUAAAGGAGCUCAAGAGGUGACAGAGGGAAAGAGUCACACAACUGCAGCCUCCUCUGUUAGUGGCAACCAAACCAAAGCAGAGACAGAGUCAGACAAAGGGGAGAGAGACAAUAUAAACUCACAUGUCACCGAGAACAGGACUGCAGUCACACAUGAUAGCCAGCACUGACUCUGUGUUUCAGAUGGGGCUAAGUGUGUUGUAACUGUGAUUUGUCUGAGUGAAUCUACAUUAGAAAUACUUGGCUUCUUUCACUCAGUGACUGUGUGAUAGGAACUAUGAUAGCUAGCACAGCUGUGCUAGAGACAUAUUACCUUGCCAAUUGUAUUGGCUAACUAAUGUCUCCUUUUACAGAGGCUCUUUGAUUCGAUCACAGUACACCACAGCCAGUUUGAACUGUAAGCACUCAGCACAGUGUGAUGCAGUGGCACCCAUGAAUGGCUUAGCUAUUUUCAAUCAAGAUAAACACUUGGUUUAGCCUGGUUUAAUUUGACAUCAUCAGUGUUUUGAAUUUAUGAUAUAUGAAUUUAUGAUGAUGUUAUAGUCACAGAUGUACGCUUGGAGUGAUGCAGGAAGAGGCACGUAGAAUAUUAUUUUAAUGUGUUUUACAAGUAUUUGAUCUGAGCUAAUCAUACAAUGACAGAUGUAUGAAAUCAUUUUAUUAUUUAACAUUCAUUUUCAUUUCAUUAAUUAUUUUCACAUUUUUCUUCAAAUGGAGAACAGCAGCAACAUAUUUAACCUCCUUUUUUAUUGCCACUUCUUAUGGCCACUUUGCUUUUCUGAAUUUAAAUCUGACUUUCUGAUGUUGCUAUUCUGAUGUUUAAUUUUAAUUAUUUAAUUUAUUUUGUCUUGAAACAACAUGAAAUUUGAUUCUUAAUUUUGUUUGCAUGUUGCUUUUUAAUUUCCUUUUUGAAUCCUCUGCAAAUCCACAGCCAGCUGUGAUGUAUUUGUUUCACUAUGAAAAAUGUCUUUUCUUUUUACUUUUGAGUGAUAUGAGAUGCUCUGAUGUCCACUUGAAACCUCCUGUGCUUCUGUUUGAGAACAGUGUAGCUCCUGAUGAACACACUAUUAUACAAAGCUCCAAUGAA
Molecule: messenger RNA, 2450 nt
Organism: Lates calcarifer (barramundi perch)
Lineage: Eukaryota; Metazoa; Chordata; Actinopteri; Centropomidae
Gene: c1galt1la
Product: core 1 synthase, glycoprotein-N-acetylgalactosamine 3-beta-galactosyltransferase 1, like a
Exons: 4
Coding region: 307-1533 (408 amino acids)
Cellular component (GO): membrane
Molecular function (GO): N-acetylgalactosaminide beta-1,3-galactosyltransferase activity
Source: RefSeq, a predicted model, not a curated record